AUGACGACUACACCGAAUAGCAAAAGUCGUAACAAGAAGGAGGCGGCGGAGAAGAAGACGAAGACGUCGAAGACGACGACGACGAAGAAGAAGAAUUCAACGGUGUCAAUGUCGAAAUCUCAAACGUCGAUGGAUCAGAAGGAGAACGAGCCGAAGGAUGCUAAGAAGAAGGCAACGACGACGACUUCUGAAGUGGCCAAGAAGAAGGAGGUGGUGACUCCGAAUCCAAAGGAACCAGUCAAAGAUCAGGGAGACAAGGAUCAGAAGGAUGGGAAGAAGAAGGAUUCGAGAGCCGAUGACGAUGCUAAUAAGCCAAAUGAGCCAUCUGGAAUGGAUGUGGUUGUGAAGGAGGACGAGAAGAAGGUGAAAAUGGACGAUGGCUAUGAGGAUUUUGGUCCGGGUGCUCAGCAGAAUAAUUGA
Caenorhabditis briggsae is the source of this 420-nucleotide messenger RNA. The coding region runs from base 1 to 420 and encodes 139 amino acids. The record is from RefSeq and is a predicted model, not a curated record. Lineage: Eukaryota; Metazoa; Nematoda; Chromadorea; Rhabditida; Rhabditidae. The transcript is spliced from 2 exons.